AUGCCGACUUUGACAGGCUCGUGCUAUUGCGAGAAUAUCAAAUAUCAAGUCUCUCUCAGUUCGUUAGACGAUGCUCGAACAUCACUAUGCCACUGCAUCAAUUGCAAGAAAGCAUUCGGAACGAAUUAUGGACUCACAGCAAAGAUGCCAAAGGAUACGGUGAAGAUUACCAAAGGGACACCAAAGGUGCAUUCUGCAGACAAUGGAUCGGGGAUGGUGGUCAAUAGAGAAUUUUGCGACAAUUGUGGGAGUUUUAUUCUUGAAUACGGUGAGGCUGCGAAGGAUCACUUUCGGUUCAUCGUUGUAGGUUCACUAGAUGAUCCUGAGGCUCUACCUCCCAAGGGGGAAUUUUUCUGCAAGAACAGGGCGUCGUGGAUGCCCGAAAUUUCGAAUGUGUUUCAUAAGACUGAAAUCAAGGAAUGA
This is a messenger RNA of Talaromyces atroroseus, 423 nucleotides long. RefSeq lists its product as hypothetical. The record is from RefSeq and is a predicted model, not a curated record. The coding region runs from base 1 to 423 and encodes 140 amino acids. The transcript is spliced from 3 exons. Lineage: Eukaryota; Fungi; Ascomycota; Eurotiomycetes; Eurotiales; Trichocomaceae. Gene Ontology annotation, molecular function: carbon-sulfur lyase activity.